CAAGAGUCGCAUUCCGUUAUCCACCUCGUCGAUUGGCCGCCGACGCUGCUUAGCCUCUGAAGGCUUCGAAACAGUGUAAAAAUUAUUUUAGAAAGUUGGUUGUGUAUAGUGUGUUCAACAAAAUUAAGGUUUUGGUACAAGAUGAGAACGGUCUAAGGCAAGAAAAUGUCUCGAUUCGCUUGCUUCUUGGCCAUGGCUGGCGCCACCUCAGCGCAAUUAACGCUGGGAGGAAUCCGGUGUGGCCAAUUGACCUGCCAACUGGAAGAGUAUUGUUCCCCGGAGACCAACCGCUGUGCACCAUGCAACGUCGUAUGCAACAUAACCCAUCAUAAUCAUGACUCUGGACUCUGUGUUAAGGAAUGUCAAGGAUAUUUGCUUGACUUGAGAUAUCAGCGCAGGUCAGAGAACUCUGGUCCACCUUCGGACAUAUCCAGUGUGCAGCGACAGGCGCAGACUGCGUUGAUUAUAAGCUGUGUGGCCCUCGCCGUUUUGUUGCUCAUCUUGAUUAUUAUUUGUCGCGGAAGACUAUCGUGGCGUUACAUCAAACAGAAGCUACAACCAUCAAAGAAUCGCGUCAAGCAGCAGCCGACCGACUUAACGCAUUACAACCCGCAUGCCGAAAUGCCGAAACCGAAACCCGAGCUCAAAUUGGAAAUUCGAAACCCCGAGCCGCCGAAACGUCAAAAUCAACAACCUCUCAACGCUAAAGACCUAGACACGAGAACACAAACUGACAAGAGUCAAGGGGCUACAACUCCAAAGACUAUAAGCACAGCUAUCAGUAACAGACACCCAGCGGAAGACACUACUUUGGAUUUUUCAUAUGAUAAUAUGGGACUGAACGUCACACCUCCUGAACCAGCUGCUGGCCACAGGUUCUGAACUCAUACUGUGGGGGUGAAAAAAAAUACAACGAGCAUAUCAGAAUCAAUUUGCAGUUUUUAGCAACUUUUCUAUAGAAAGACAUUAUGCAGUUUUUUCGAAGGACAUUUUAUAAAAUAAUUUAAAACUAGUUUACAGUAAUUUUUCAAUGACUUUGUAGUUUCGUACUUGAAUCUUUUAUAUAACUGUUAUUGGAAUUUCUCGAUACUAUACCUAAUGUGUAAGUAAUUGUAAUUCUUUUUCAAUAUUAGUUAAAUUUAAGUACUCCCAUUUUACGAGUAUAUUUUAUGGAUUUGAUACAGGCAAUAUUCAAUUUUUCAUGGCAGAUAUUAUCUGUUAAACCUUUUAUGCUGUUAUAACACCUUCGUUAAGAAACAGCAAAAAAAAAACAGCUGAAGUUCCGCUGUAACUUGUCACUUGUAUAAUACACGAAAUAGGAGCGUUUGACUACAAAGGUAAACGGGCACUUUAGUAUGGAAAGCAUACCGCGGCGGUCGACACAAGCGAAAUUAACAGUAUGUACCUAUCUAUGUAUAUGAUCUACGAGUACCUAUACUGACAUAGGUUGCGUUGUUGUGGGCCACGGGAAUCACGAAAAAAUUCAAAUAAUUUUUGUACCAUGAAAGAAAAACCUAUUGAUUUUUACUCUUUUCAAUGUUCAUAAAUUUUUCCCCAUCGGUUCUGGAUUCAAAGGAUACGAUAUUAUCUUUCAUUUAAAACUGUUUUGAUGCCCGUCAACCGGUCAAUUAUGCCCCAUUCACUUUGACUAGGUAGGUACAUAUCUAUCGCUUUCCUAUAAACCCAGCGAAGUACCUACUUUACAGCGAAGUGCCUCUAGCACAUUUUCGACGCGAAACAAAAGUGAAAUCCCUACACAUUUCGUUUAGAGGUUUUAAAUCAUGUGGGUAGGAAAUGGAUUCAUAGUCAAGUUUGAGAAACAUAAAGCAUGGCGGAUCUUCUGCGGUUUCGCUGUUAUUUCGCGGCGAUGUGGUAGAGGCUUAUUGUGCAAUUUCCUCAGCUCAUUAGCAAAAUUACUGAACAUCACAUUCGCAUAGUUCAAUACAUCACAAUAGUAUCAAUUAGUAAAGUAGGUACCUAGCUACCUAGACGUAAUAAUUGUUAUCAGUUUAUUACAUUAGGAAAUUGCAUUCCUACUACAUACAAUGCGUGUGAGAUAUUGAUUAUGAUAACGUGCAAUUACUAAUUCGUCUGUGUUGGUGUUAGCUGGCGGGCGUGCUCUGCCUUUUUGGAGUGUUUUUUUUUGUUGAAACUGACUGGAAAGCGCUCUAAGGGGGUGUUGUGCGUGUGUCGGCGAGCGUCCUCACAGACGGGGUCCAAUACUUGUAUAGUUUUCCUAACUUGUUGCAAAUAAUUGCAAAUUUGACAUUGGCUAAUCUUUGUAAAGCCAGACGAGAGAGAAAAAAAAAGGUAUGUAAUUUCUUUAUACAACUGCUAAAUCGCAAUACCUGCAAGUGAGUCGUAUUUUUUCAGCACUGAAAAUAUAUGUUAUAUUUUGAUCUGACGUUAUCAGCUUUUCUCCGAUGCAACCGAUUUGGUCGGCUUUUUGUAGUUCUUGCGAAGUAUUCUUCUUAUCGUCUUAAAAGUACCUAUUUGUAUAUUUUGAUUAGACACCCAAUUAAAAUGUUAACAUAGUUAUAGAUUUUACAGUUAAACUGUCUUCAUACUUAACAAAAUAUAUACUGUCAAAAAUGACGCAAUAUGUAUAAAUUAAUUAAUUUUACCUAUAUUAUCAUUUAUAUUUUAAGUAAUUAUAUGUUAAGGAUCUUUCAUACUGAUAUAAUAUUACUAGGAACACUAAGAAUGAUAAUAAUCUUAAUCAGACUCGAAUUUCAAUUUAACAAUAAUGAUAAUAUUAAUUUAUCAAUACGUGUAUUCGUAGAGCAAUAACUCAUUGCGAUGUUAACAUAAUUGCUGUAAACUUGUUUGAUCUAGUUAUAUUAGGUGCAAUCGAUGUACUGAGUUUAAGUUUUCAAAGAGUGUAUUGGACUUUUGGAGUAUCAUAAAUAGAAUAGAAUAGAAUAGAAUAGAUUUUUAUUCAAAUAAACUUUUACAAGUGCUUUUGAAUCGUCAAAUAAUUUACCACUGGUUCGGAAUGCCGUUCCUACCGAGAAGAACCAGCAAGAAACUCGGCGGUUGCUCUUUUCAAUUGUGCAAUUUACAAUAAUAUUCAAUUUAUAAAUCCACUAGAUUUGCUCGUCCAUACUAAAUUAAUUAUUUCGUUUAGCUCUCAAAUCGUAGGAGUUAACUAGGAGAGCACAAUAAAGUGAGCGUUUAGGCCUAAAAACAAAGCACUUUUAAAAAGGGAGAAAAUGUCAUAAAACGUUAUUAUAUAUGAAAAAAAAAAAAGAUUCCGACGAAUUGAGAUCCUCCUCUUUUUUUUGAAGUCGGUAAAAAAACUAAAUUGUAAUGAAAUUUGAUCUACUUAAUCUAAUUUUAUCUAGGUGUAAUCUAAUAGAAAUCGUGGUGAAAUAAAAUUUUCAGCUUAGC
This is a messenger RNA of Maniola jurtina (meadow brown), 3390 nucleotides long. It is a transcript of the gene grnd, whose product is annotated as protein grindelwald. The coding region runs from base 166 to 882 and encodes 238 amino acids. The transcript is spliced from 5 exons. The record is from RefSeq and is a predicted model, not a curated record. Lineage: Eukaryota; Metazoa; Arthropoda; Insecta; Lepidoptera; Nymphalidae.